Messenger RNA from Lactuca virosa, 910 nucleotides. NCBI's taxonomy places the organism in Eukaryota, Viridiplantae, Streptophyta, Magnoliopsida, Asterales, Asteraceae. The record is from the annotation of a GenBank genome assembly.
AAUUUACUAGAUCCAAAUCAAAGCUCGAUCUAGACACAGAGAAAACAUGGUGCUGAAAGUAUAUGCUGAUCGCCUCUCCCAACCAUCUCGUUCUGUCCUCCUCUUCUGCAAGAUAAUUGGGAUCGACUUUGAGGAAAUCCAAGUAGAGGUCUUGAAAAAUCAGCGAUUCUCCCCUGAAUAUAAGGCAAUAAAUCCCAUGUCUCAAGUUCCAGCAAUAGUUCAUGGACACUUUAAGCUGUUUGAGAGUCAUGCGAUUCUUAUCUACUUAUCUUGUUCGUUUCCUGGAGUUGCUAAUCAUUGGUAUCCUAGCGAUGUAUCCAAAAGAGCUAAGAUCCACUCUGUUUUAGACUGGCAUCAUUCCAAUUUACAUCGUGGUUCAGUUGGACUUAUUUUGAACACGAUCAUGGCACCAAAAGGGUUCCCUUCAAGCCCUCAAGCAGCCAAAGAAGCUGAGAAGAUACUCAUGAAAUCUUUGUAUAAAUUAGAAACUUUUUGGCUAAAAGAUGGAAGCUUUUUGGUUGGAAGCUCUCACCAUCGAUUGCAGAUAUCAGUUUAGUAUGUGAUAUCAUGCAACUUGAGCUUUUGAGUGAUAAGGAUUUUGAUCGGAUAUUAAGCCCUUACAAGAAAGUUCUUCGGUGGAUCCAAGAUACAAAGAAAGCAACGGGGCCUCAUUUUCAUGAAGUUCAUGGGCUUCUCUUUAAAGCCCAGAAAAGAAUUCGAGGGCAGAUGGCAACACAGACUUUUUCUGCAUUGAGUAAAAUUUGAUACAUAUGGGGAAUCAACGUCGCUAUAGGAGUAUAGGACUCGAAUGUGUGAUUAUUUGAGUAAUAUGUGAAAUUUUGGCAAAACAUUAAGGAAAGUGGCUAUUUUGGUCAUUUUCUAUUAUAAUAAGAGUCCUGUUGUAAAGGGA